UUCUUCUUCAUCCCCAAACCCCAAAUCCCCAUUCCCAUCCCACCGACGAACGCAAUCGAAAUUCAAAUCCUCAAACCCUAACCCCCCCUUCCCCCCGGCUCCGAAUUAACCCCUCCUCCAUGAGCCCGCACGACGGCGGCGGCGACGAUGGACGCGACGGCGACGGCGACGGGCUCCUCUUCGCCGGUGUCCGCUUCGCGCUCGCCGGCUUCGACCCCGUCACCGAGUCCCAGUACCGGGCGGAUAUGGUGGAGCGCGGCGGCGCCGACGCCGGCGGGUACGGCGAGGCGGGGUGCACCCACGUCAUCGUCUUCGGCCUCGUCUACGACGACCCGGUGUGCGUGGCGGCGCGGGGAGCCGGGAAGAAAGUGGUAACCGAGUUGUGGGUGGACGACACCUUGGACACCGGAGCGAUGGCUGAUGCCGACCGGGUAAUAUACAGGCCAGUGAGAGAUCUGAAUGGCAUUCCGGGCAGUCAGUCGCUUAACAUAUGCCUGACAGGGUACCAAAAGGAUGGGCGUGAAGACAUAAUGAAAAUGGUUAGCUUAAUGGGAGCACAGUUUUCCAAGCCUUUGAAAGCAGACACGGUCACCCAUCUCAUUUGCUAUAAAUUUGAAGGUGAGAAGUAUGAACUUGCUAAAAAGGUGAACAUCAAUCUUGUUAAUCACAUGUGGUUGGAAGCUUGCUUAAAGGCUUGGGAAAUUCUUCCAAUUGAUAAUUAUAGAAAAAGUGGUUGGGAACAAGAGAUGAUGGAGGCGCAAGUUGAGGAUUCUGCAGAUGAAGCAGAUGAUGCUGCCAGAGUCUUAUCUCGUAGUAGAGGCAUUGCCAGAAGAUCCCCUAUUACGGAAAUUAGAAUGGGAGCUCAUGUUGAUCCUGAUGUCUACGCCCCCAUUCGUGAUCCUACUGUCUCUCUUGGCAAUGCCGAGGUUGCUGCAGGAAGACACUUGAACACCCCGAAACAGGUUAGCAAAACAGAAGAUGUAUGUGAAAGGUCCCUUGAUGCCAGAGCUGACAUACAGAGCACUCAUAACACAAAUUUUGUGACAAAUUCUGCUGAUACUGAGGCACGCAAUUCAGUCCAUUCUCGUAUUAAUCCCUGUAGCAAUGAAAAGGCUCCUGGAGAUCACAUCACCAGAGAUGAAGAAAAAAAUGGUGAUAAGGGGCCAGUUGACGCUAGGGCAAGUGCCCUUCCAACCAUCAACACAAAUGGGGCCACAGAAUGUGCUGAUCAUUUUGUACAUCAACCAACGGUGAUACCUGCUAUUCCAGUGGUCGACACAGACAACAUUGCUGAUGGUUCCGACCUGUUCAUCGCCAACAGUGUUCAGUUGCCAACACCUUCUGCAGAAAGUCUCUUGGAGAAACCAUUGCAGUCAUCAGAUAUGACUGGAAAAGUGGAUCAUAAGGAUAAUGGACCUGUAGCUAAUCUUGUUGACGGAGUUGGUCAAUCGAAUUCAGAAGGAAAUAUAGCCCUGGUUAAGGCCAAUUCAAUAUCAGCAGGCAAUUCCGCAUCAAAGAAUUCCCCAAUCUUAGGGUACUCCAGAAGGCGUUCUCGGAAGUCAGUAUCACCAGGAACUAAUUUAAGUUCAGCUCACCAAACAGCAUCUCUCCACAGCUAUGAGAGAAAUUCACCAAAUGUUAAGAUCAGUAUCUCUCCGUCAACGAAGAGCAAUCAUACAAUUAGUAAGCUUGCUGAUGCCAAAAGCCCGAGAGACGAAGCAACACAAUGUGUGGAUAGAUCAGACAUUGUACUUGCUCAGACGAACAGUGGGCUUUCUUCAGCCAGUCCAUUACCGCUAAAUGGAGGCACAGACUCAGCUGCCGGAACUGCAAAUAUUCCUCUCCCAAGCAGAGAAAUUGCAUCUGAAGCAGCAACAGUUUCUGAUCCGGCAAAAAAAUCCACUGGAUCUCAACCCAUCAAAGUUAAUGGUGACCUAAGCGUUGAUGUUACUGUGAAUCAUACGGUGAGUCAAAUGUCUGGCUCUUCUAAAAAGAAGGUGCUGAGCUACAGGAGGGCUUCUUUGAAGCUUGCAAAGUCUCCUGAAGUAGUAGAAAAACUUCCUGAAAUUUUUGCUAAAGAGGCGAUUAUAGAGUCACUAGCUAAAGCAAAGGAACUGGCACAGCAUGAACUGGCAGCAGAGAAGGCAUGUGCUAUUAGCCCUUCUUUGGAUUCUGAAUUUGAGAAGGGAAGUUCAAGUUUCUCUAAUCAAAAUUGGAAUAUAGAGAUGAGUAACGCACCACAGGUUAAUAGCAUUGAAGUGGCGGAGGUUUCUCAUGCAACCAUGGAAGCAGGUGCUAUGAAACUCUCGUCGUCUAGAGUGAAGAGCACUGGUGCUAAGAGGUCUAGAAAUGCCACUAAUGGAGCACACACUUCAUUUGCAAGUCGUAAACGUGAGAUUGCAACCUAUAAGUCCAGGCACAAUAUUGGUGCAGUUAUUUCCCAUGAAAAUAUAGAAGCAGAUAAAGAAAAGGAUUGUACCAGUCCAAACGCAGCUGAAUGUACAACAUCCUUUCCUGAAGAAAUCCUGAGCAGUAAAGCAAGGAGCGUUGACACGAGCUCUCUGAAUGCCAACAGUGAGGUGAAUGGUGUACCAGGGGCUUCAAAGCUGGAGUUUGCUAAUUUGAUUUCGCAGGGAAAUAUAAACAAAAAACCUAGGAGGCUUCCAAGCAGUGCAAAUGAUAAUCACUAUCAAAGGGGUUCAUCUGAGAAGGUUUCAAGUUCCAUUGAAAGGAGUGCUGUUGCAAACGUGUCUCAGCCUGCUGACAUGAAGAUGGCUAUGGCUGGUGCACCAACCGCUGAUAAAGCUGAUACAGUAUCAUUGAAGUCGAGUUUCAGUGAGGCAGCUCCUCAAGCUGACACUGAAAAGAAGAUGUUGAGCUACAGGAGGGCUUCUUUGAAGCUUGCAAAGUCUCGUGAAGUAGAAAAACUUCCUGAAAUUUUUGCUAAAGAUGCUAUUAUAGAGUCACUAGAUAAAGCAAAGGAACUGGCGCAGCAUGAAGUGGCACCAGAGAAGACAUGUGCUAUUAGCCCUUCUAUGGAUUCUGAAUUUGAAAAGGCAAGUUCAAGUUUCUCUCUGCAAAAUCGGAAUAUAGAGGCGAGUAAUGCACCACAGGUUAAUGGCAUUGAAGUGGCAGCUACGGGCUCACACCAUGACAAGGAGGUUUCUCAUGCAACAAUGGAAGCAGAUUCUAGGAAAGUAUGGACUUCUAGAGUGAAGAGCACUAGUGCUAAGAGGUCCAGGAAUGCUACCAAUGGAGCACACACUUCAUUUGCACGUCGUAAACGCGAGUCUGCAACAUCUGAGUCCAAGCACGACAUCGGUGCAGUUAUUUCCCAUGAAAAUGUAGAAGCAGAACCAGAAAAAGAUUGUACCAGUCUGACCGCAGCUGAAUGUACAACAUCCUUUCCUGAAGAAAUCCGGAGCAGUAAAGCAAGGAGCGUUGCCGCGAGCUCUCUGAAUGCCAACAGUGAGAUGAAUGGUGUACCAGGGGCUUCAAAGCUGGAGUUCGCUAAUUUGAUUUCGCAGGGAAAUAUAAACAAAAAACAUAGGAAGCUUCCAAGCAGUGCAAAUGAUAAUAACUAUCAAAAAGGCUCAUCUGAGAAGGUGUCAAGCGCCAUAGAAAAGAGUGCUGUUGCCAACGUGUCUCAGCCUGCUGACAUGAGGAUGGUUAUGGUUUGUGCAGCAACCGCUGAUAAAGCUGAUACAGUAUCGUUGAAGUCGAGUUUCAGUGAGGCAGUUCCUCAAGCUGACACUGAAAAGCUUUCAAGCAGUGCAAGUGCUGAUAACCAUGAACCAUGUGCACCUGAUAGAGUACCAAACAAGAGAGUGCGCAAAGCAGUUGCCAAAAGGAAAAUUUCUGGCGCACUGCAAUACAUACCAUCUGAAGCUGAAGUUCUGACAAUAAAGCAGGCUGCGGAGAGCUCCACAAAUGCUGGCAAGGCAAUGGGUAAGGAUCUCCAGAGUGCGAAUGAGGAUGGUAUGGCAAAUCAAGCUGCAUCAUUUUGCAAAGAUUCCUUUGAAGACGGAUCAGAAGAUAUGCAGAACAUUAGACCAAUGACUAGCAAAAAGAACAAGGUUGUAGAUGCAAUGGAUGAUUCUGUCGGCCAAAAUAAGGAGAAUAUACCAGUCAAUGUUAAUCUCAGUCCUAAAUCAAAGUACGGAAAUAAAUGUGUGGGUUCUAAAUGUAUGAAAAAACCAGUACAAAAGGGCAAAGGGGUGCUUUGUGAGCGCAGCAUGACAGGAGGAAAUGAUUGUGGAACCUUGUCCUUGUCGGAACCAACAUGGUUUAUCUUAGGUGGACAUCGCCUACUGAGAAAGGAUUACAUGUCAAUACUUAGACGGCUGAAGGGAAGAGUAUGCAGGAGUUCACAUCACUGGUCUUUCCAAGCGACGCAUCUUAUUGCACCCGAGCUCCGCAGAACUGAAAAGUUCUUUGCAGCUGCCGCAGCUGGGAGGUGGAUACUCAAGGCUGAUUACUUGAGUGCUUGCAAUGAGGCUGGCAAGUUUUUAGAGGAAGAAUCAUUUGAGUGGCAUGGUGAUGGCCUUAACAGCGGCGAUACGAUAAGUCUGGAUGCUCCAAGAAAAUGGCGCCACCUAAGGGAGCGCACUGGUCAUGGCGCUUUCCAUGGGAUGAAGAUCAUCAUAUAUGGAGAGUGCAUUUCUCCAUCAUUGGACACGAUGAAGCGUGCGCUGAGGGCUGGUGAUGGCACAAUUCUAGCAACCUCCCCACCAUACACCCGGCUACUGAAGCACGACGUCAGUUUCGCUGUGGUGUCCGCGGGCAUGGCGAGCACAGACGCAUGGGUUCAGGAGUUCAUGAACCACAACAUCCCCUGCGUCAGCGCGGACUACCUGGUGGAGUACGUCUGCAAGCCCGGCCACCCUCUGAGCAAGCACGUGCUCUUCAACAUGCACGAACUGGCAGAGAAGUCCCUGCAGAAGAUACAGAAUUCUCAGCGAGAUGAACUCGGCGCUAGCACCGGAGAGGCAGGCGAGGGAGGCGACACUGAGCCAAGCUGCUCCGCCUGCGGAUCGAGCAACCGGGAAGGGGCUCUGAUGCUGAUAUGCAGCGGCAGCCAGGGGAACAAGGCUAGCUGCGGUGCUGGGAUGCACGUCGACUGCUUGAACCUGAGCCCUGAAGCUGCUGCUCCAGACGGUGACUGGCUGUGCCCCAAGUGCGACGACGAUGGUCAGGUGAAACCGCCCCCGAAGAAGGCCGAGAAAGGUGCCAGGAAACUGAAGCCCAAGGCGCAGAUGAGUUCUUGUUGCUGAUGGUGAUGUGUUAAUAACGUUAUAGCAGUGACUGAUGUUCUGAUAGUGAUACCUGCCAUUGUAAAUACGUACUACGUGGUACCAGUACUCAGAUUAGAUGUCGUUUGGCUUCCAUCAUUUGGUAAUGGAAUCAGAUAACUUAUGUGUGAUUCUGAGAAUCAAUUUGUUUGGCUGUCACGGAAAUGGAAUCAGAUAACUUAUUCAAUUGAGAA
Molecule: messenger RNA, 5485 nt
Organism: Lolium perenne
Lineage: Eukaryota; Viridiplantae; Streptophyta; Magnoliopsida; Poales; Poaceae
Product: BRCT domain-containing protein At4g02110
Source: RefSeq, a predicted model, not a curated record